Molecule: messenger RNA, 2704 nt
Organism: Argiope bruennichi
Lineage: Eukaryota; Metazoa; Arthropoda; Arachnida; Araneae; Araneidae
Gene: Baldspot
Product: elongation of very long chain fatty acids protein 6-like
Exons: 2
Coding region: 336-1175 (279 amino acids)
Biological process (GO): fatty acid elongation, polyunsaturated fatty acid; fatty acid elongation, monounsaturated fatty acid; sphingolipid biosynthetic process
Cellular component (GO): endoplasmic reticulum membrane
Molecular function (GO): fatty acid elongase activity
Source: RefSeq, a predicted model, not a curated record
CUACGUGUGCCGUGCCGUUGGUCUGGUGUGCCGCAACAUCAUGGCUCCUCCACAUGGUAUUGAGUCCUGGUAGACAGCAGCAGACUUCUCGGCAUUUUUGGAUAUUUAGUCACGUGAUUACGCGAUCAGGAUUUAAUAGGGAGCUAAUAGAUAGCCGAAGUUUCAUUCUAUUACAGGUCAGCUUCAAGUCUUCGGCAAAAUCUGUAUCGGCUCAACUAGAAUUCUGGCUGACCGGCACGGUACAUUCGAAUUAGGCUUACGUUGACACCAUACACCCAUCUACGGAACCUGUCAUUUGAACACAGCGAUUUCCAUCUGCUGGCUGUUAAUUCAAGAUGAAUAUGCCAUCCCUGAUCGGCGACCUUCGGGAAUCGCCUACCUCACCUAAUUAUUCUAUUAUAUUUGACUUUGAGAGAAAUUUCGACAAAAGUCUGAAGCGGCAAUGGAUGAUCCAACAUUGGCAUCAGGCAUUCUACUACAUAGGCCUGUAUAUGCUGAUAGUCUUCGGUGGUCAAGCAUACAUGCAGACCAGAAACCGCUUUGAACUGCGCCGAACCUUAGCUGCAUGGAAUGUCUUCUUAGCUGCUUUCUCUAUCUUUGGACUGUGCCGCACACUACCUGAAUUGGCCCACGUUUUAAAGGAAUUCGGCUUCACGCACUCAGUCUGCAACCCAAGCUUCAUUGAAGAGGUCAAAGUCAGUGGCUUCUGGACCUGGAUGUUCACACUAUCUAAGGUUCCCGAGCUUGGAGACACAAUUUUCAUCGUUCUCAGAAAACAGCAGCUCAUCUUUCUACACUGGUACCACCAUAUAACAGUUUUAUUGUUUACCUGGUACAGCUAUACCGAGCACAUUGCCCCAGCCAGGUGGUUCGUGGUGAUGAACUACUUUGCCCAUUCUUUGAUGUACACUUACUAUGCCAUGAGAGCCAUGCGUAUCAAGGUGCCACGCUUUGUGCCCAUUAUCAUUACUUCCUCGCAAAUUCUCCAGAUGGUCGCUGGUUGCUUCGUGAGCUACUUCGGCUACAUCACGAGGCGGAAAGGCGAAUUUUGUCAACUGCCUGAUAACAUUGCCAACUAUGCUUUGCUAAUGUAUGCUUCAUACUUCGUGCUAUUUGCGCGAUUCUUCUACAAUACUUACCUUUCACCUCCUAGCAAAUCUAAAAAGCUAGAUUAAUGCUACACUAGGUUAAGUUACAAGGUGUAUUGUUUAGGACUAAAGAAAUGAUGAAGCAUUUUUUCUUGCAUAUAAAAACAUGUUUUUAUGACUGCCUGUUGAACAUCGAGUAUGGUUUGAAAGCAUUCUCAACUUCUAUGUGUUGGGUGCAUUUUUUGUUCCAUUCUAUUUUUUUCUUGUUUGUUUGUUUGCAGGAAAUAACAAAGGAAUAUCGCUUAAUCGUGCUUAACAGCACAUUAGUGACUACAUCUCUAGAUCUCUUUGCUCUAUAUGUCUAUGUAUUGUUUAGUUUACUGUGUAUGUCAGACAAGUUUAGUUAAACUACUGUAAAUAUACUCAGGUACGAAAGUAACUUAAUCUAGCAUUUAUACAGAUCUAAAGCAAUAAAAACGAAUAAAAGAAAUUGAAUUAAAAUCGGAAAUACACCAAUUAGCUGCAAGCGGGUUAGCAUUCCAUUUUCUGGAAUAUCAGGUGCAUUAUAGUUCAUGGAAUUUUGGAAGAAUUUCACGUACUUGAAAUAUAGCAGAUCGGGCAUUAUGUUUUGUCAAAAAUCCAUUGCAAAUUUUUUUUAAUUGAUGCUAUCUGAAAAGCUCUGAAAGAGCCGCUCAAAAUUUGUUCCAAAAAUGCAAAAGAAAAAUGAAAUUUUGCUCUUUAUAAAAUGGUAAAUUGUUUUUUCUUUUUAUUUAUUAUCUUAUAAAAAUGUUCAGUUUAGAGUGUUUUGCUUUAGAAGUAGAAUUUCUCUUGCACAUUCCAAACGAAUUCCAUUAAAUGUGGAAGGAAUAGGUCUUAAGUUUGCUUUGUUUGACAAGUGUUUUUCAUGCUAUUUUCCUGUAUUCGUGUUCUGAAACAAUUUUUUGAACUGUUGCUUUUAUUUAUUGGUACAAUUUUUAAAUUACUUGCAGCUAUUCAUAUAUUUUCAGUCGACUUGAAUUCUACUUAUUUUUAUUUAUACUUCAUGUUCUAUCAGUCUUUUUUAUUUAAAAUUAAAUUCCUGAAUGAUGGAAUUCAGAAAUAUGAAAUUUAAUCGAUAUAGCCAGUGUUGCUUUUCAUUAGUAGCAUUUAUCUACCUUUAAAACAUUGCGCACAAUAUUAUGCAAACAAUAUUACAAAUUUAUUUUGUGUUAUUUCUCAUACAAUUUACGAAGCGAAAAUCAUCAGUAGUUAAAACAAAGCUUUUUAAAAUUUACCUCGAAUCGAAUCAACUGUCAGUUCAUUCGAUAUUAAUCUUCCAUGUUGGCAACGACUAUGCUACUUCCUGUCUGUGGAAUCGAGAGGUGUACUCGAUUCAAAACCAUUAAGCUCUGGACAAUUUUAAAUUACUAUUGAUGUUGCAAGGCAAGUUGACUCCUUUUUAUAAAUAAAUCUAGAAGUGUGCUGCUUGUGUUAGCAUUUAUUGAGUCCUGCCGGUGAUUGAAUUCGACUGGUGAGUGUCUUGCAAUACAACUCUUGUCAUUCACAUUGUUACAGAUUGUUGUUUGAUUUUUGUGUAUGUUCACAUUUUGUACUUGCGAUUAAAAAAAAAAAAAGAA